AUCUAUUUUCAACAGCCCUCAACUUUGCAAUCGCCAUUAAAGCAGACGAUAAAUCCGUGCAAGUCGUGCUUUGGAUCACUGGCCCGAGGUGGAUUAGUGGGUUUCUGUAUCGGGCAGGUGCACGGCCGGGGCUCCAACGGGGAUCAGACGUGAUAAGAUCCAUGACCCUGGGUCCUGAGCCGAGCCCAGCGUCUGCUUCACUCACACAUCAUGGAGGCCGGCAGCUCAUCGUGCAGCGCCCCCCCUCCUCCACCCGCCCACAGCGCGCUGCUGCUGGCGGCCGGUCCCACCGUCCUCCCGCGGCUCGGCUACGACGUCCUCUUUUGCCUCAUGCUGAUCGUCACAGUGCUGUCGGUCUUCAACAACUGCCUCGUCAUCGGCGUGAUCCUGAGGAACCCGUCCCUCCUCCGGCCCAUGAACGCCCUCGUCCUCAGCCUUGCUGUGUCUGACCUCAUGGUCGGCCUGUGCGGCUCGCUGGUCGUCACCGUCACCAACUCCCGCGGCUCCUUCUUCAUCGGCCACGCGGCCUGCGUGCUGCAAGGCUUUGCAGUGAAUUACUUUGGCCUGGUGUCUCUCUGGACCCUGACCCUGCUCGCCUACGAGCGCUACAGCGUCGCGUGUAAAGGGGCGGCUUCGAGGCCGACCGUGCGCAGAUGCAGCCUGGGCCUCCUGUUUGUGUGGGUCUUCUGCUUGUUCUGGGCGAUGGCGCCUUUGUUCGGCUGGAGCUCGUACGGACCGGAGGGGGUUCAGACCUCCUGCGCGUUGGCCUGGGAGGAGCGAUCGUGGAGCAACUACAGCUACCUGCUCCUCUACACGCUGCUGUGCUUCCUCCUCCCCAUCACGGGCAUCGUCUUCUGCUACUCCAAGGUCCUGGCAUCCAUGAAUAAGCUGAACAGGAGCGUGGAGCUCCAGGGCGGCGGCUGCAGCCAGAAGGAGAACGUUCACGCCGCCCGCAUGGUCGGGGCCAUGAUCACAGCCUUCUUGGUUUGCUGGCUGCCGUACGCUGCGCUGUCGCUGGUGGUGGUCGUGGACCCGGAGCUCCACAUCUCCCCGCUGGUCGCCACCAUCCCCAUGUACUUUGCCAAGACAAGCCCUGUUUACAACCCCAUCAUUUACUUCUUCUCCAACAAGCAGUUCCGUGAGGCCGCGCUGGAGGUGCUGUCAUGCGGCCGUCAUGUUCCCCACGGGCACAGAGUCGGCAUCCACGCCUCCUCCUUAAGCAGGGAAACCAACGCGCACAGCAGGGUGUCGCCUGUGUGACGUCCUCCAGCAGCACAACAAGCUGCCGUAUGUUUAUUGGCGACUCAUCAAGGACACGAACCAGCGCAGGUUUGUGUCUCAGGCUUCACUUCAGCCGCGUGGGAACGAGAGCGGGUCACAGGGUGUUUUUUUUCUAAAAAUUCAUCAUUCAUUUUGAGGUUUCCAGGUGUGUGUGUGUGUGUGUGUGUGUGUGUGUGUGUGUGUAUAGAGAAUAUUGACUUCAAUUAAUGUUUUGUGAGAAAUCGCUUUUCAACACACGACUUUUAGUUUGUAAAUUAAACAACCAUGUGGUGUGAAAAGUCGUCUGUUCUGUUUGUGUCCUCUUGGUUAAUGAAAUAUUGAUUUUUCUACAAUAAUUUACAUAAUGUUACGAGGUGUAUAUUUUAGAGACACACAUUUACGAUUUCGGGAAACAAAUGCUCUGAUUUUCUCUAAGACGUUCUCCUCUGCCCCUCACCUGCGUAACAUUAUGUCAAUAAAUGCAAUUAGUGUCCAGAGCACAGAGCUCCAUCAUCCAAUCAACACAGGCCGCUUGGCCAGAUCAGUUGGUUUAUUGUGGAUUAUUCCAUAAAACCUGCCUUCUGUAAAAAAAAUGACACAUAGGAACACCAGGUUAGAUUUCUGUUGUACGUGGAAGUGUGAUUUCUAGUUUAUAGCUGCAAAGCAAUAAAAUAUGUUCACGUUAGCGCAGGUCACCACGCUCACUGCACAGCAGUUAUGUAGAAGAACAGUACUUGUGUUAUCAUUAUUAUUAUUAUUAUUAUUAGUCUCUGGGGUGUGAUUCAACCUAUCACGUGGUUCCUCUCACAGCUCAUGUCUGAGCUCAUCCUGAGUCACCAAACAUAAAAAAUGCAUCAGGGUAAAAUUAGACUAAACGAUUCUAUUCGAGUUAUUUUAGUCUUCAGUUAUAGAAAUUAGAGCUGAGCCUUUCGAAAAAUGUUUAUUCUAAGUGAUGUAUUUAUGUAUUUAAUGGUUAAGUUUGUGUGUGGUGUUUUUAUUUGCAGUCAACAGACACAUAAUUAUCACCGUAUUUCUGCGCGGCUCUGCUUCCUCUGGUGUCUUUCUGUGGGUUUGGUCUUUCAUCUCGCAUCUCGUUAUCAGCCGGUCCUUCCCAUCUGUGAGCGGCGCUGGUCAGGCUGAAAUCCAGUCGCUCGCUGGAGGGUUUGUCUCACAUGCACGGCUCAGCGUUGUCUGAUAGAUCUGAUCUCUGCGUUUUGACGUAAGACAGUUUGUAUCUGUUGAUAAAAGCCUGGCAGAAUUUGUGUUUUGUUUCUUAUUUCGCUUCCUCCCACACGUUUGGCUCACUAGACUAGAAAAACUGCAAACAAGGACCUAAUUUUAAAUUGUUGUGCAUCUACACCUUGGUCUCGUAAUUUCUAUUUCAGUGAGUCAACAUGUCUCCGUUAUUUACAGCUAUGUGUAAGCACUGGGGUGUUUGAUGAACGCUUUUGUGCUUCACUGUCUCUCCCUCAACUUACAGUCUUUAUCUGCACGAUUGUGAGGCUGCUGCGGAGCAGAAAGCAUUGUGUUGAUCUAAUCCCAGAUUUGGCGUUUUCCAUAAGCUCGCACAUUAAAAGCAAAGAGCAUUUCACACUUUACCUCCAAACAGGAUUACAUAAUGUCAUGCUAUAAUCCAGCAGCACGGGUCCCUUUAUUUGCUGAGCCAGUUCAAGACUUCCAUCUGGUAAAGCAAAGUCCU
Betta splendens (Siamese fighting fish) is the source of this 2959-nucleotide messenger RNA. It is a transcript of the gene parietopsin, whose product is annotated as parietopsin. Bases 211 to 1260 code for a protein of 349 amino acids. NCBI's taxonomy places the organism in Eukaryota, Metazoa, Chordata, Actinopteri, Anabantiformes, Osphronemidae. Gene Ontology annotation, molecular function: G protein-coupled receptor activity. Gene Ontology annotation, biological process: visual perception; G protein-coupled receptor signaling pathway. The record is from RefSeq and is a predicted model, not a curated record. The transcript has 4 exons. Gene Ontology annotation, cellular component: membrane; photoreceptor outer segment.